Cornus florida is the source of this 1126-nucleotide messenger RNA. Its product is annotated as cold-regulated 413 plasma membrane protein 2-like. NCBI's taxonomy places the organism in Eukaryota, Viridiplantae, Streptophyta, Magnoliopsida, Cornales, Cornaceae. The transcript is spliced from 4 exons. The record is from RefSeq and is a predicted model, not a curated record. Gene Ontology annotation, cellular component: membrane. Bases 242 to 850 code for a protein of 202 amino acids.
AAUGAAGGUGGUCCAUAUGAUUUGCCCAUUAUUCCACCGGCAUGACAUCGUUAAUUCAUUCGUUAGCCCCAUCGAUAUAGAUAUAGGAAUCAUAUACUCUCUCGAUAUGCAUAAUUAAUUAAUUAAUAUUACCACUCUUCUAGUUAACUUGUGGUUAUAUAGACAGUCUCACUGUCUCUCUCUCUUUCAAUUCUGGGCAUCUUCUCGUGUUUGUUAGGUUUGAUCAGAUCUGUGUGAGAAAAUGGGGAGAAAGGAGUAUUUGGCUAUGAAAACUGAUCCGGCCACAGCCGAAUUGAUCAAUUCCGACAUCAAUGACCUGAAGAUGGCUGCCAAGAAUCUCAUUAAUCAUGCCACCAAGCUUGGAGGCCUUGGGGUCGGCACUUCUGUCUUCAAAUGGAUUGCCUCCUUUGCUGCUAUUUACUUGUUGAUAUUGGAUCGAACAAACUGGAGGACAAAUAUGCUGACUUCACUUUUAAUCCCUUAUAUUUUCUUUAGCCUUCCUUCGUUGUUGUUCAACGUGCUAAGAGGAGAAGUUGGAAAAUGGAUUGCCUUCAUUGCAGUUGUACUCAGACUCUUCUUCCCACGACAUUUCCCAGAUUGGCUGGAGAUGCCUGGGUCGUUGAUUCUUCUUUUGGUGGUUGCUCCCAGCUUUUUCGCAAGCACCCUGAGGGACAAUUUGGUCGGCAUCGUGAUAUGUCUCCUCAUUGGUUGUUACCUGCUGCAAGAACACAUUCGGGCGUCCGGUGGAUUCAGAAAUUCAUUCACACAAACCCAUGGGAUAUCAAAUACAGUUGGGAUUAUCCUUCUGUUAGUCUAUCCAGUGUGGGCACUGGUACUUUACUUCAUCUAGAGAUCAUUCAUGCUGCAAAUUAAGUAAUGAACUUGUUACUAGUUUCAUAUAUGUUAGACAAACAAAUUCAUUAGUUGCAAUGACCUUUGUUUUAUUUGUUUAAAACUCAAGCUUUUAGAUUGAAUCCUGUGAAAUGUAGAAAAACUGUGUGCGUCCGUUUACAUUGGGUGCUUUAUUGGUGUUAUUUGAUUGAGUUGCAAUAUGCCAAUAUGUACAUAUUAGCUCUGGUGGGCUAAAUGAAUUAUGUAAGAGAAAUUAUUGUAUGUCUUCCACCAA